AUGGAUGUAAGAGAAGCUACAAAGAAGCAAACCGACGCCGCGAUGAUCCUUUCCGGGCACGUAUUAUCUUCCGCACGCAAAGACUCUAACGUCAUCUUCUCACCGGCGUCCAUAAACUCUGCGAUCACCAUGAUCGCCGCUGGUCCCGGAGGUGAUUCAGCUGCCGAUGCAAUCCUUUCCUUCCUCAGAUCUUCUUCGAUGGAUGAGCUCAAAACCGUCUUUCGCGAACUAUCCUCCCUCGUCUACGCUGAUAGCAGCGCGAGUGGCGGCCCAAAGAUCAAGUCCGUGAAUGGCCUCUGGAUUGAUAAAUCACUUGAGGUUGAUCCCAAGUACAAGGAUCUCUUCGAGAACUUCUUCAAGGCUCUUUACGUUCCUGUAGAUUUCCGAUCUAAGGCUGAAGAAGUGCGUGAAGAGGUGAAUUCAUGGGUUGAGCAUCACACCAACAAUCUCAUCAAGGAUCUUCUUCCACAUGGAUCCGUGGCAAGCGACACCAACGAGAUUUACGCAAACGCAUUGUAUUUCAAGGGAGAUUGGGAAAUACAAUUCGAAAAGAACCAUACUGAAGACGAAGACUUUCACCUUGUCAAUGGCACAUCAGUCUCUGUGCCAUUCAUGACCAGCGAUGAGGACCAAUACGUAAGAGCUUAUGAUGGUUUCAAGGUCCUCAGGCUCCCUUACCGAAGAGGUAGCCGCGAUGAUACCAAUCGUGGAUUCUCAAUGUAUUUCUAUCUCCCGGACAAGAAAGAUGGAUUGGAUGAUCUCUUGGAGAAAAUGGCAUCUACACCUGGAUUCUUGGAUAGUCACAUUCCGAGUUACAGAGAUGAACUUGAUGAAUUCAGAAUUCCAAAGUUUAAGAUGGAAUUUGGUUUUACUGUUACAAGCGUUUUAAAUGGACUGGGACUGCGUUCAUUGUCAAUGUACCAUAAAGCUUGUGUCGAGAUUGAUGAACAAGGUGCUGAAGCUGCGGCUGCAACUGCUAUUAAUGAUGAUGAUGAUGUUUGUUGUGACUGUGAGCCUCUAGAUUUUGUGGCUGAUCAUCCAUUUCUUUUCCUUAUUCGAGAAGACAAAACUGGAACCGUUUUGUUCGUCGGUCAGCUCUUGGAACCUUCGGAAUCUUGUUCCCAAUCUAAUUCCGACUCAGAUGAUUAUUAA
This is a messenger RNA of Capsella rubella, 1152 nucleotides long. RefSeq names its product serpin-Z1. The record is from RefSeq and is a predicted model, not a curated record. Gene Ontology annotation, molecular function: serine-type endopeptidase inhibitor activity. NCBI's taxonomy places the organism in Eukaryota, Viridiplantae, Streptophyta, Magnoliopsida, Brassicales, Brassicaceae.